AUGGGGGAUAUCGGCAAGUUCACUUGGGUGAUUGAAAAUUUCUCAUCUUUGGAAUCUGAGAAAAUAUAUUCUGAUCAAUUCCUCAUUCGUGACUGCAAAUGGCGUCUCAUGGCCUUUCCCAAGGGAAACGAUAAGGCCAAUACAUUGUCUCUAUAUUUGGUGGUUGCUGAUCCUGCAAGUUUGCCUUCUGGAUGGACAAGAAGCGCAAGAUUUUCCUUCACUAUAGUUAAUCAAAUUCCGGGAAAGGUCUCUUAUACGCGAGAAACUCAGCACUUGUUUAAUAGCAAGGAAUCGGACUGGGGUUUUACAUCCAUGAUUCCCCUUAGCGAGCUUAAGGCCAAAAAUGAUGGGUUUAUUGUUAAUAAAGAAGUCAAGAUUGUUGUUGUGGUUGAGGUUCUUGAAGUUAUUGGGAAACUAAAAGUACCAGAAAAUGAUGAAGAGGCAACCCUGAAAAAGAUAAAGCUGGAUGAUGAUGGUGGUGAUUGGGUGGAUGUCAAUGGGUUUCAACUUCUUUCUUCACGGGUCAAAUUUGCGAGCCGUAUCUUUGAAAAACAACCUGACAUUGCCUUAGAAUUUCAUGCAAAGAACCAACAUUUGAGGACAGCAUGCAUGAAUGUCCUUCUCUCCCUGAUCAAAACACUGUGCCAGUCAGUUCAGGAGCUUUCCAGUGAAGAUCUGGGGGAAGCAGAAAACGCACUAGCACACGUGAAAGAUGCGGGAUUCAAGGUGGAUUGGUUGGAGAAGAAGCUCAAGGAAGUGAAGGAAAAGAAGGAGGAGGAGCAGAGUGGUGAGACUCGGAUUCAAGAGUUAAAGGAAGAACUCAAGGACCUUAAGCAAAAGUGCGCUGACAUAGAAGUUUCCUUGGAGAAAGAGAAGGCUAAGGUUUUUGCCGCCAGAACUAAUCAAACACUGGAUGAGUUUCUCUAA
Molecule: messenger RNA, 927 nt
Organism: Eruca vesicaria subsp. sativa (arugula)
Lineage: Eukaryota; Viridiplantae; Streptophyta; Magnoliopsida; Brassicales; Brassicaceae
Source: the annotation of a GenBank genome assembly